CUAGCCCCCUCUCCUCACCCCCGUUGGUCGUUGCACAUGUGAGUGACCCCCCUCCCCUCCCCUCCCCACCAUUUCCGCAGCACAUCCACAACUCGCGCGGUCGGCCACCAGAGCAGCACGCCACCAGGCCAGUCCAACCUCUCCACCAAGGAACCAAGAACCACCCUGCGACCGACCGGCCAUCAUGCCAAGAGUCGUCGUCGGCGGUGGCAAGGUCGCCACCUACAAGGGCGGCAUCAAGGGCUACUGGAAGCGGCGCGGCUACGACCGGCUCGACGCGGCCGCGGCGCAGCCCCGCCCGCGCCUCCCGACCGCGGAGCUCGGUGGCGGCGGCGAGGGCGAGGGCGAGGCGCAGCCUCAGCCGCAGCGGCACCGUCGCCGCGGGUGGCGCGUUCGCCGCCGGCGCGCGGGCGUCCUGGGCCGGCGCCUCCUGCGCGCGCUCUCGCCGCUCCGGCUGCUGGCGCGGCUCCGCGACGCCUACGUGAACGCCAUGCUCCGCCUCGCGUCCUCCGCCGCCGUGGUCGGCUACGGCGCCUCCACGGGGCCGUACUGCACCGCGGCCGCCGACCCGUUCAACCGGCCGCGCCCGCUCACCAGGGACUACGACGAGAAGGCGCUCGUCGAGAUCUACAGGUCCAUCCUCGCGCGCGGCGGCGAGGCCGGGCCGGUGCCGGUGCUCGCCGCCGCGCGGCUGCCCGCGGCGGUCUGAAGUCUCAACUGAUGACGACGGGGCCGGGCCGGCCGCCGGUGAUCGAUGCCGGUCGGUACGCGCGCGGGAGGGGAGCUUGCCACGCUCUGCCUGCCUACUCUUCUUGCCUCAUGCAAGACUCGUGUACGCUAGAAUUUCGCUUUCAUAUACUGUAUGUUGCACAGAGAACUUGCAUGUCAAAUGAAAGUUUCAUUUCAUGUCAUUAUUAUUGCAGUACCAAAUGUACUUUGAACCUGCGAAUUGUUCCCAAGAAUUUGGAACGAACUUGUGUAGGUGAAUGCGGAAUUCACAUGAUCCUGUGAGAAUCGUUCUCAGUUAUUAGGUUAUAUUCGAAAAUAUAUAUAUACGCCAACACUGGUAUUUUCAGUGCA
Molecule: messenger RNA, 1080 nt
Organism: Sorghum bicolor (sorghum)
Lineage: Eukaryota; Viridiplantae; Streptophyta; Magnoliopsida; Poales; Poaceae
Exons: 1
Coding region: 185-709 (174 amino acids)
Source: RefSeq, a predicted model, not a curated record